This is a messenger RNA of Raphanus sativus (radish), 631 nucleotides long. RefSeq names its product pseudo histidine-containing phosphotransfer protein 6. Gene Ontology annotation, cellular component: cytoplasm; nucleus. Gene Ontology annotation, biological process: cytokinin-activated signaling pathway; phosphorelay signal transduction system; phosphorylation. The coding region runs from base 85 to 549 and encodes 154 amino acids. Gene Ontology annotation, molecular function: histidine phosphotransfer kinase activity; protein histidine kinase binding. NCBI's taxonomy places the organism in Eukaryota, Viridiplantae, Streptophyta, Magnoliopsida, Brassicales, Brassicaceae. The transcript has 5 exons. The record is from RefSeq and is a predicted model, not a curated record.
AGGAGUUGAAGCAAGCCCUUCCCGGUAAUAAAGAGAAGAAAUAUCUGUACCGGAAAACCGAACAAGACGGGUGUGCCGUUGUGGAUGUUGGGGUUGGGUGUGGACCGGCUUCAAGCCGACAUCAACCGCCUUCUAACCUCCCUUUUCCAUCAGGGGGUGCUGGACGAGCAGUUCUUGCAGCUGCAGCAGCUUCAAGAUGACACUUCGCCAACCUUUGUGUACGAUGUCAUUAAUAUCUAUUUUGACGAAUCCGAGAAGCUACUCCGCAGCCUUAGAUUAUUGCUGAUGGAUAGAGAAUUCUCGGACUACAAGAAGAUAGGAUUGCAUCUGAAUCAGUUGGUAGGAAGCAGUUCCAGCAUUGGUGCUCGUAGGGUUCGUAACGUCUGUGUUGCAUUUCGCUCUGCUUCCGAGCUUAACAACCGCCCAGGGUGCUUGAGAGGGCUGGAGGUAGUAGAGCAUGAGUAUCAUUACCUCAAGAACAUGAUGCAUGAACUCUUCCAGCUGGAGCAGCAGAGGCUAUUAGCUGCAGGAGUCAGAUAUCCAAUGUAGAUUUUAUAAUUACGUUCUAUCAUAAAAUUCUGAUAACUAAAGCAAUGACAUAAAAUUAGUGUGUGAUGUAUUGUACCGAGUC